CUACGUCAUCUAACAUGGUAGCGUCCACAAAACCGCGCGUGCGAAGGUAUUCUUACCAAAUUGGCUACGAUACUCCGAUCAAGGCGAAAAAAUGAUAUAAAGUUGGUAAAUCUGGUAAAAAUAAUAAUGAUAAUAAUAAUACACGUUUUCAUUAUUUAAAGACCGUCGAUUGAUUAAUUAAGACUGAAAACCGACCGUUUUAAAUCGGCCGCCGAUCGUUUGGAACAUAUCCACUGACUACCUCCUCAGUCGAUGCUUAGUGGGAGACGGGAUGGCGGAAUUUGUCGCAGAAGAUGUAUCUGAUUAUUCUGACACUGGCACUCCGGAGUUAACGGACUGUGAGGAAGAAGAAGAAGAAGUAGAAGCAGACGCAGACAUAUUUUUGUCGAAAAAUGGAACAAUCUCUUGGUCCAGACGCCGGCUUGAGAGUGUAUGUCCAGGCAAGCUGCCCAGAGAGCUCAAGCUCAUGUCAGGACUAACAAGGAUGGCUAGUUCUCAAGCAAAGGAUGUAAUAUCUACAUUUAAGCUGUUCAUUCCGCACUCGAUUGAAAAGAUUAUCAUGGAAAGUACAAACCUGGAGGGAAGGCGGAGGUUUGGCGAUCAGUGGGUUGAGAUGGAUAGCACCGAGUUCAAUGCCUAUCUUGGGCUGCUGAUUCUUAUCGGAUUGUACAAGUCGAAGGGAGAAGCUGUUGCCAAUCUUUGGAAUUUUGAUACUGGAAGGCAUAUAAUUUCUGGCACAAUGGAGCUUGAGAGGUUUCGUGCUAUCUCGGUAGCAAUUCGCUUUGCCAGACACGAAACAGAAGUUGCGGAGAUCGCCGAAGACAAAUUAGCGCCAAUCAGAGAUAUAUGGGAAUUAUGGGUGGACAAGCUGGGUUUGCUGUUCAACCCUGAUCAGGAUAUCACUGUUGCCGAGAGGCUGAUUCCGUUCAAAGGUCACUGUCAUUUCCGACAACACGUGCCAAACAAGCCAGGGAAAUAUGCUAUUAAAUUAUGGCUGGCCUGUGAUUCCGUUUCCAGCUAUGUCUGGAAUGUACAGCUGUCCACAAGAAAGACUGCAGGAGAAUCCAAGAAGAAGAAUCGGGGUAUGAGAGUGGCGCUGGAUCUGACAAAGGGGCUGAGAGGUCACACCCUCUUUUGUGACAGUUUUUUUACCUCUUAUGAGCUUGGCCAACUGCUGCUGAAAAGAAAAAUGUCAAUGGUGGGUGCUGUGCAUCGUAGCAGGCCGGAACUGCCACUCGCUCUGUGCUCAGCCAAAGCUAGACAAGUGUGCUCCUCAAAAUGGGUGUUCACCCCCAGCACCACACUUGUCUCCUACAUACCAAGGAAGCAUAAGAACGUCGUCUUCAUGAGUACCUUCCACAAAACUGUUGGGCUGGCCCACACCAAAAAGGAACCUCGGAUCAUACUGGAAUACAACAGGUCAAUGGGAGCGGUUAAACGGCUGAAAAAAUGCACUGAUGCCUACAGUUGCAGACGAGAAACAACGCGCUGGCCCCUUGCGCUGUUUUUUGACAUGCUGGAUCUCUCACUCCACAAUUCAUUUGUUAUUUGGACUAAGGUCAGCUCUACACCAGACACUCAAAAAUUAAAUAAAAGAUCAUUGUUUUUGCAGGCAUUAGGAGAAGCCCUAGUUACUCCCGCAGCACAGAAGAGGUCACCUUUGUCCCAUAAUCCCUUUGCAGGAUCAAUUGUGAGGGGUAUUUCACAGGCUGCCUCUGUAUUCACUGCCUUAGAGUCAAGGGAAGUGACGGAGGGAACGAGAAAAAGAUGCCGGUUUUGCAAAUGCAGCGACGUCAAGACAUUGUCGGUUUGCGGCAAGUGUGGAAUAAACGUUUGCAAAAGUCACGUGGCUAUCAACUGCCAAGCCUGCACAAAAUAAUGUAUGUCGUUUUCUUAUUCACGGCCUUCCGGUGACGCUACAUCACCAGCCCUAUAGGCGUUUAUAGCGUUAGUAGCCUGUGUAGUUUAGUUCUUUAGAAACUUUGGGGGGGUUUUUUUUGUUCUUGGUUGUUUGCUGCCUUGUUUUCUUGCAAUAAUUGCAAUUUUCACUGCAUAAUUCUGUCUUGUUAAAAAGAUUUUUUUCAAAUUGUUCAUGUUUAUUACAUUGCCAUUGCUAUUGUAACAUGCAGGGUGGGCACACAGACAUACUAUGUACGAUGAUUAACAUUUAACACUACACUUGACAUUACAAUACAGCAGAGUUACAUUACAAUACAUGCGCCUACGGAGAACCACGUACAUGGCUGGCAUCAGUCCAACCUGCUUUGCUACCCGCUGUUACCUCAGCAGUGCAUUAAAGCUGCUAAAUGCGCUCAUCAUUAAAGCUAUAAGUUUGCCUGUUACCACAGAAUUUCCAUUGAAUAAGUGUGUGAGAGAAUGUUUAGGCUGGAAUCUGGGCUUAUUGUACGUUGAUCGGCGGUGCCAGUGUGUGUUCCUGCGUGUUGGGACCAGUGUUAUCCUAAACAGAAAGACAUCCAUCCAUUUUCCAAACCGCUUAUCCUACUGGGUCGCGGGGGGUCCGGAGCCUAUCCCGGAAACAACGGGCACGAGGCAGGGAACAACCCAGGAUGGGGGGCCAGCCCAUCGCAGGGCACACUCACACACCAUUCACUCUCGCAUGCACACCUAUGGGCAAUUUAGCAACUACAAUUAGCCUCAGCAUGUUUUUGGACUGUGGGGGGAAACCGGAGUACCCGGAGGAAACCCCACGACAACAUGGGGAGAACAUGCAAACUCCGUGCACGUGACCCAGGUGGAGAUUUGAACCUGGGUCUCAGAGGUGUGAGGCAACGGUGCUAACCACUGCACCACCAUGCCGCCCGCCUCUCACUAAUUUAAGCUUAAACUAUUCUGCUUAUCGAAAUGUGGGCGUAAAUGAUUUACGGCAUAGUGCCGAAACUCAUUUAUCUCCUCUUUUCUUAUUUUGAACUGCAAUUUUUCAAUGGACUUCCGUAGAACGUAAACCUAAAACGUAUGAGCUAAAAUGUGACCAAAUUGCAGUGCCUUUCUGAGACUUAAUCAUAUUUCUCCAUUCACAUAAGGAGAAUAAGUCGAGGCAUUUAUUUAUAGAGAACUUUAAAAAACAACAGGAGUUAUGCCGACGUGCUUUCCAGUGAAUGUGAAUCAAUUUACAAUAACAAUAUACCAGAAUGAAUAAGAGAUUAAACAAUCAAUGAACAUCAAAAAAACCAAAGAUAUUUUAGCGCUAGCGAGGUGGCUCCCAGUAACGGAGCCCAGUAAGUGCGCUGCGCAUGCUGGGAGCGCGUGUAUUUAGCCCUUGAUUGUGUCCUGUUGUAAGUAGCUGUGUAAUUGUAGCGUAAAUGUCUGUGUUCCCGAGUUGGCAUAUACCCUAUCCUGUGUUGUAUGUGUAACGCAGCUGACAUGUAGGUGUCCGCCGUGUGUCCUUUACUGCCCUUGGCGUAACUUCCCCGUGUUUCUCCGCCGUCCCUCCAACCCGCGUUUCGUGUCAGUUCGCUCCUUCUCGUGUUUAUUCGCCGUCAUCCCGACGCCUCGGGCUGCUGGGCGCCGCGGUAGGAAUGAUUAAAGGCAAGAAAACCACCGAAACAAUACAAGGGAACAAAUUAAAAAUAAAAAAACGAGCAACAUCUUAGCCUCAAGCUGAGUGAAAUCACAGAUAAAUGCCUAAUUUCAGACUGAAAUAAGAGCAGCUAAUAGUAUGCAUCACGAAGUUAAAACCAAGGAAAGCCACCGUAUAAAAAUCAGUUUUCAAUCUAGGUUUCAAAGUUUCCAAGCGGUCUGCAGAUUUAACACAUGCAGUAGUAAUCUAACCUGUAGUAGUAAUAAAUAAUAAUCGAUACUUUAUUGAUCCCUGUGCAGAAAUUGGCUUUACGCCUCCCUCAACUUGGAGCGCCGCAAUGUCGAUAUGGCCAGUGUGAAAUAGGACGUUCUUGCCUAACUCGCAUGGAAAGCCAUCAAGGCCAAGACAUUUUAGUCCAAAUGGUCUUCCAUAAACGUGGUCGUUGCUCGUGUAACUCUUUUAAACCCUCGUGUAAACCCUUUUUUUUGUCUAGCAGAAACCUUGCACAUCCGUGCGCAUUGACCGCCUAUGUGCGUUAUAUUUUUUGGGAUUGUUCCAGUAGGUGGCAGCACUGAGUUUCAGAGAUCAUCGAUCGACAACUAAGGAGUAGAGGAAGAAUAGCUGUAGUAGUUAUGGUAAGUAGGUGUAUGAGGAGUGUCGGAGGUAGUAGUGAAUAAUGUCUGAAGUGAAUCAAUUAAAUUUAAAAAUGAACUAUAAUGUUUUUAAAUUAGAGUCAAAUUGACCCCAAACAUGAAUAGAGCAUGCAGGAGUUUAACAGUUCACUAGGGGUUUAAUAAAAAUAAUAUAUGCCUACAAAACAUUUGGUCGACAUAUCCUUAGCAUUUACUUAGAUUAACACGCAUUUUUUUCCAUUCUAGAUGACUUAUAAUUGUCUAAAG
Molecule: messenger RNA, 4437 nt
Organism: Brienomyrus brachyistius
Lineage: Eukaryota; Metazoa; Chordata; Actinopteri; Osteoglossiformes; Mormyridae
Product: piggyBac transposable element-derived protein 4-like
Exons: 2
Coding region: 272-1879 (535 amino acids)
Source: RefSeq, a predicted model, not a curated record